CCUUCGCCCAACUACCUGUGCGCGGCUUGCUCCGGCUCCGCUCUCUCGAGCCGGCUCAGCUCCGCCCACGUUUCUAUUUAAGGGCGAUUAUCACGAGCCCCGCCUCGCCGUCGAUUACUUUUAGCUACUCGGCCGCUUGCUUCUCCGCCGUCUUCCCCCCGUUGCUUCUUCCCUUUACGAGACCGGUAGGGUUGUUGCUUCCGCCUCUCGCCUUCCUCUUCUUUGUUCCUCCUCCAAACCCUAGUUGAUCGGCUUGGUCACUCCUCUUCGACUCCGAUUUGGUUUCGAUCAAGCUGCGAUUUGUGAGGCAAAUGGUGGAGGUGAAGCAUCAAGAUCUGUGAAUCGGUGGAGAUUCGAGUUUCAGCAGGAUACGGGCGGCGAUGGGCGCGUUUUGGACUAAGGAUGACCAGCAGAUGGCGGUAGCGGUGCUCGGUCCUCAAGCCUUUGACUAUCUCAACGCCAGGCACGCGGCCUUCCCCGACGGCCAUCUCACUGCUAUCGGAGGCGGCGAUGACGACCUCCAGACCAAGCUCCAGCACGUCGUGGAGGAUCCCGGCUCCGCUUGGGCUUACGCCAUCUUCUGGCAGAUCUCGCGGUCGGAGGCCGGGGAACUCGUCCUGGGCUGGGGCGACGGACACUGUCGCGAGGUUGGGGAUUUCGAGGAGGAGAGCGGCGCCCUCCCGCGUAACCCCCUCGAUUGCGCGCACCAGAAGAUGCGGAAGCGGGUGCUCGAGCGGCUCCAUGCGCUAUCCGGCGGGUCUGACGACGAGAAUUACGCGCUCCAGCUCGAUCGCAUCACGGGUGCUGAGAUUUACUUCCUCGCGUCGAUGUACUUCUCGUUUUCCAAAGGGGAGGAUGCUCCCGGAAGAGCGUUUGUUUCAGAUAAGCACAUAUGGAUAUCCGAGGCGGAAUUGACGUCUCCUGGAUGCUCCAACUACUGCGUGCGGGCUUAUCUCGCGAGGUCUUCAGGGUUCCGCACCAUCGUGUUUGUGCCGUGUGUUGCGGGCGUGCUCGAAUUGGGAUCGGCGAAGGCGUUGCCGGAGAGUUUUGAGGCGCUGCAGAUGAUCAGAUCCAUUUUCGGGCAGGAUUACGUUAAGGCGGCUACUUUGAUCAGGGAAAAUACAGACGAGAACAUCGAUCCGGCUUUUGCUUCGCGCUCUGGCAAAGGCGAUCAGGUCGCCGAGUUUCCGAAGAUCUUUGGGAAAGAUCGGAGCACUCGCCGUUCCCACGCCAAAGAAAGGGACCCGAACCUGAAGAAGGAACAAGUUCCAAUUGGCAUAAUAGCAAAGCACGGCGUUCUCUAUCCAAAGAGCCACCCACUAAGCGACGGUGCUACUGUGUUUCAAUGGAAUCAACCCGGUUCGAACUCCAUUCAGCAGAAAUUCCUCGAUGGAUCGCCUUCUGUUCGACAAAUUGACACAGUCAUUGGCGAUGGCCGGAGGAUCAACCUCCUCCAACAGAAGAAGCAGCAGCCACGGCUGCACCAGAAAUUGCGUUCACACCCACUGUCACAGUCGAGCCAAAUUGAUUUCAGCACUGGGACGUUGGCCGAUGCUCCUUCUACUAGUGUACUGAUGGACCGUGCCCGUACAGCUGACUCUGAGCUCUCAGAUGUCGAGCUUCCAUUCAAAGAAGAUAAAGAAGGCGCAACUGAAGAGCGCAGGCCAAGAAAGAGGGGUCGGAAGCCAGCGAACGGUAGGGAAGAGCCGCUGAACCAUGUCGAAGCUGAGCGCCAGAGAAGGGAGAAGCUUAACCAGAAGUUUUACGCUCUGAGAGCUGUGGUGCCCAACAUCUCGAAGAUGGACAAGGCCUCCCUGCUCGGAGAUGCCAUCUCUUACAUCACUGUGAUCGAGAAGAAGCUCAAGGAGAUGGAAGCAGAGAGGGAAAUGUGGGGUGAUCCAUCAUCCAUGAACUACAAACAUCAGGCUCAUUGUCCCGAGGUUGAUAUCCAAUCAACCCAGGAUGAGGUAAUUGUUCAAGUGAGUUGCCCUCUAGAGAAGCACCCUGUCUCCAAGGUCAUUCAAGCUUUCAGAGAUUCACAUAUCAAUGUGGUGGACUCCAAGGUUUCUGUUUCUACUGACAGCGUCCUUCAUACUUUCAUAGUGAAGUCCCCUGGAACUGAGCAACUUACCAAGGAGAAGUUAAUGGCUUCUCUAACUCAUGAAUUGAGUGAUACACUACAUUGAAACUCUGGUGUUAAUACCCCCUAUGGCAAGCUUAUCAUGGUAGGCUUUGAUAAGCAAAUUAGCUGAUGUCGAUAAUAGCUAAUACUAUCAUUUAACAAUCUGCGACUUCACCACUCAUUUGUAAGGUCCCUCACCAUUUUCCUAGAGUUCGGCAUCGAAGUGUUUUACAGAGAAUUCAGUAAAGUAAUUUUGGUUGAACAUAUCUUGGUAGUUUCCUCUAUUCUCACUGGCAAUGUGAUGGAGUUAUCUGGCCAAUGGCAUUUCCUAAUUCCUCAGGAAUGAAAUAUGUCCCACUCUAGACAUUUUGCUGCCUCCUAUAGUUUGGUUGAUCAAGAAUUCUGGCGCAAUUUUCUCUUCAAGAAAUCACCAAUGCAAUCUGUAAACAAAGCAAAAGGAAAGGGCAGCGUGCGAAAGCAAGCAGUCCGACCAAUCUUUUCUGCCGGAGGGUAACAUCUGCCACUAAACUACACAUUAUUGAGAAAAAAAGACUGCAUGCUUACUUUGAUUUUAUUGCAAAAUUUCCCCACCUGGCUUAUUACUUUAGGUUAAGUUUCUUGUUUCACGGAAAAAAAAAAACACUCGCACAUCCUAUUUAUCUUUUUUUUAAAUAAAUACUGUCGAUUAUAAAUUGAUCCUGAUUUAUCUUUCUUUAGAUGGA
Zingiber officinale is the source of this 2844-nucleotide messenger RNA. RefSeq names its product transcription factor MTB1-like. The coding region runs from base 381 to 2186 and encodes 601 amino acids. Gene Ontology annotation, molecular function: DNA-binding transcription factor activity; transcription cis-regulatory region binding; protein dimerization activity. Gene Ontology annotation, cellular component: nucleus. The transcript has 2 exons. The record is from RefSeq and is a predicted model, not a curated record. Lineage: Eukaryota; Viridiplantae; Streptophyta; Magnoliopsida; Zingiberales; Zingiberaceae. Gene Ontology annotation, biological process: regulation of DNA-templated transcription.